GGCGCAGCGGCGACCCGGAGCCCGUCUGCACAGGUCGACAACAUAAGCACACCAUGCACAUGGGUCUGCAUCACCUGCACAAUCAUGCCACCAUGCGCAUUGGCACCUCGUUUGUGCGGCGCCGGUGCGCUCUUGCGACAGCGCGCGGGCGCGCGCGGCUCGAGGAGGAGGCGCUCGCCGCCCUCAACGGCGUGCUCGACCCAGCACUCGCGCGCUGCAAGCGGCUCGCCGUGCAGCCCGACGCGACUGUGGCGGUCAAGCUCGAGUUCCGCUCCGGCGCGAUGAGACGCGGCGCCGUCGAGGCGGCCGCCGCGGCCGCGAUUGAGGCUCUACCGUGGGCGCGCCGCAGCAGCGUCGAGUCCACGCUCUCGCGCCCGCGCUCAUUUAUGGGCUCCAAUGCGCCGCCGUCGCUGCGGCACGUUGGCGCGCUGGUUGGCAUCAGCAGCUGCAAGGGCGGCGUGGGCAAGUCGACCGUCGCGGUCAACCUCGCCUACGCCCUCGCCACCCAGGGCGGGCGGGUCGGGCUCCUCGACGCAGACGUGCACGGCCCGUCGCUGCCGUCGCUGGUGCGGCUGCCGCCCGGCUCGUUGCCGCUCCGGCAGGACGCGCAGACGCGGCUCCUCGCGCCGGCCGAAGCCGACGGCGUGAGGCUCAUGUCUUACGGGUUCGUGGGCAAGGGCGCUUCGAGCGGGGCGGUGCCGGCGGCGGUGAUGCGCGGCCCGAUGGUAGGCAAGACAGUCGGGCAGAUGCUCUCGGGGACCGACUGGGGCGAGCUCGACUACCUUCUCGUCGACCUGCCGCCCGGCACGGGCGACGUGCAUCUCACGCUCUCGCAGACAUACGGCCUGUCCGCGGCGGUGCUGGUGACGACGCCGCAGCGCCUCUCGACGGUGGACGUGCUCAAAGGCGUCGACAUGCUGCGAGAGCUCGGCGUGCCGAUGAUCUGCCUCGUCGAGAACACGGCCCACUUUACCGACGACACAGGCCGGACGCACCUGCCCUUUGGCGGCUCGCAGCUCGAGGCGGUGAGGCGGCACGCGGGUCUACGCGAGAGCGACACCUUCCGCCUCCCGAUCGAGCCUCAGGUGGGAGAGGCAGUCGAUGCGGGCUCGCCGCUCCAGCUGCUCACAUCGCAGAGCGAGUCGGCGCACGCCCUCCGCGCGGCGGCGCGCCACUUGGUGGUCGCGAUUGGGGAGCGGCAACACGGCGCCGCGGCGGGCGGGAGUGGGUCGCAUCUGCGGUACGACCCGAAGCGCGGGCUCGUCCUCCGCGUACUCAGCGGCGACCACGAGGGGCGGGAGUUCGUGCUCUCGAAGGCCGCGCUGCACGCGCUGCGCGGCGGCGCGGGUGCGGGCGACGCGUCUGCGCCGCUGCUGGACACGGUCGAGCCGUGCGAGACCGAGGCGGGCCAGCCCGGCGCCAAGCUCUACUGGUGCGGUGGCGGUGCGACAGUCGUCCCGCUUGGGGAUUUCCCGCAUCUGGCGGCCGCGCACGGGUAGUGAUGUGGGUGGUGGGGCGCCCGGUAGAGCCCGGGUCGCGGUGCUCGCACGGCGUGCACAGAGACGUUGAGCGAGGAGGCCGAAAAUUUUCGUCUUCAUGAUGAAUGUACGUAGCGAC
Emiliania huxleyi CCMP1516 is the source of this 1617-nucleotide messenger RNA. RefSeq names its product mrp protein. The coding region runs from base 54 to 1499 and encodes 481 amino acids. NCBI's taxonomy places the organism in Eukaryota, Haptophyta, Isochrysidales, Noelaerhabdaceae. Gene Ontology annotation, biological process: iron-sulfur cluster assembly. The transcript has 7 exons. Gene Ontology annotation, molecular function: 4 iron, 4 sulfur cluster binding; ATP binding; ATP-dependent FeS chaperone activity. The record is from RefSeq and is a predicted model, not a curated record.